This is a messenger RNA of Manis javanica (Malayan pangolin), 3198 nucleotides long. It is a transcript of the gene KCNS1, whose product is annotated as potassium voltage-gated channel modifier subfamily S member 1. Gene Ontology annotation, cellular component: membrane; voltage-gated potassium channel complex. The record is from RefSeq and is a predicted model, not a curated record. Gene Ontology annotation, molecular function: protein binding; delayed rectifier potassium channel activity. Gene Ontology annotation, biological process: action potential; potassium ion transmembrane transport; protein homooligomerization. NCBI's taxonomy places the organism in Eukaryota, Metazoa, Chordata, Mammalia, Pholidota, Manidae.
GGGAGCUAUUAUUACUGUGGCUGUGCUUUCCUCAGAGAAGCUCAGGCUGAAAUCCCUCUUAGGGAACCCGCGUCCCCUAAAUGACUCGUCUUCCCUGGGCCCUGACGUGGGGGACGCCCGGAGCUUGGGCCCAGUCUCCAGCACCACCCGCCGCGGAGUCAAGAAUAGAAACCUCUGCCUCUGGCUUCCCGCGGCCUCCCUCCCUCCCUCCCCGGCAGUGAUCGAUGCGGCCUCAGCUGGGGGCAGGAGGAAGACGAGAAGUACGGCCCAGCCCAGGGCCUCCCGUGGCAGCGAGCCUCCGCGGGUCGGAGGGGACACAGAGGAGCCAGGAGCGGCCAGUGUCUCCCCAGCCUCGGCGCCUUCGGGGACAGACGCCCCGGCGGGCUUCCUGGAGGAGCUGGGACAGAGAAGAGCCAAAGACCAGAGUGCGAGGAGACUGGCCCAAGGUCACACAAGUGACAGAGCUAAAGACACAACCCCGACCUACUUAACACCAAGCACAGGCGAGCGCACUGAAGCCAUGGUGAGCGAGUCCCCGGGGCCUGGUGGCCGUGUCCCUUGGCGGCGAAGCGACGAGGUGCUGCGCGUGAACGUGGGCGGCGUGCGGCGGCGGCUCAGCGCACGCGCCGUGGCGCGCUUCCCGGGCAUGCGGCUGGGCCGCCUGCAGGCAGCGGCGUCCGAGGAGCAGGCGCGGCGCCUGUGCGACGACUACGACGCUGCGGCGCGCGAGUUCUACUUCGACAGGCACCCGGGCUUCUUCCUGGGCCUGCUGCACUUCUACCGCACGGGCCGCCUGCACGUGCUCGACGAGCUGUGCGUCUUCGCCUUCGGCCAGGAGGCCGACUACUGGGGCCUGGGCGAGAGCGCGCUGGCCACGUGCUGCCGCGCGCGCUACCUGGAGCGGCGGGUGACGCGGCCGCGCGCUUGGGACGAGGACAGCGACGCGCCGAGCAGCACGGACCCGUGCCCCGACGAGAUCUCCGACGUGCAGCGCGAGCUGGCGCGCUACAGUGGUGCGCGCUGCGGCCGCCUGCGCCGCCGCCUCUGGCUCACUAUGGAGAACCCGGGGUACUCGCUGCCCAGCAAGCUCUUCAGCUGCGUCUCCAUCGGCGUGGUGCUCGCCUCCAUCGCCGCCAUGUGCAUCCACAGCCUGCCCGAGUACCAGGCCCACGAGGCGGCUGCCGCCGUGGCUGCAGUGGCCGCUGGCCGCAGCGCGGCAGGCAUGCGGGACGACCCGGUGCUGAGGCACUUGGAGUACUUCUGUAUCGCCUGGUUCAGCUUCGAGGUAUCAUCGCGCCUCCUGCUGGCACCCAGCACGCGCAACUUCUUUUGCCACCCUCUCAACCUCAUUGACAUCGUGUCGGUACUGCCCUUCUACCUCACGCUGCUGGCAGGCAUGGCGCUCGGCGACCGGGUCGGCACAGGUGGCGAGGAGCUUGGCGACCUGGGCAAAGUGGUACAAGUGUUCCGCCUCAUGCGCAUCUUCCGCGUCCUCAAGCUGGCGCGCCACUCCACCGGCCUACGCUCGCUGGGCGCCACACUCAAGCACAGCUACCGUGAGGUGGGCAUCUUACUGCUGUACCUGGCCGUGGGUGUGUCUGUGUUCUCUGGCGUGGCCUACACAGCUGAGAAGGAAAAGGACGUGGGCUUUGACACCAUCCCGGCCUGCUGGUGGUGGGGUACAGUGAGCAUGACCACCGUGGGCUACGGAGACGUAGUGCCGGUGACAGUGACUGGCAAGCUGGCGGCCUCAGGCUGCAUCCUGGGGGGCAUCCUGGUGGUAGCGCUCCCCAUCACCAUCAUCUUCAACAAGUUCUCCCACUUCUACCGAUGCCAGAAGGCUCUGGAGGCCGCCGUGCGCAACAGCCACCACCGGGAGUUUGAGGACUUGCUGAGCAGCAUUGAUGGGGUGUCAGAGUCAUCUCUGGAGACAUCCCGUGAGACCUCCCAGGAGGCAAGGUCUGCAGACCUGGAGUCCCAGGACCCCAGUAGGCCUCCAAGCUCUCAGAUUUAUUAAAACCAAGGCUCCAGGUCCACCUUCCCACAUCCGUACAGUCAGCUGAUGCAGAGCAGAGAUGCCUCCCCUGCUUACGUUCUUCAUGGCAGCAUGGCCUCAGGAUGGCUCACCGGGGCCUGAGAAGUGGCACCCCGAGGCUAAGUGCCUUCCUCCAAAGACUCAGCACCAGGAUAGUGUUACCCUAGAUUCUGUGAGCCUGGAGAGCAACCCAGAGACCUUUAUAAACAAACCUCCCACCCAUCCAUGAGGCAGGCAUGAGCCAGAGAAGUCUGAAGGAUACUAGCAAUUGUCUAUUAGCCAGAUCACAUCUGGCCCUGUGUUGGAGGAUGAGAAUUAUCCCCUUUUCACAGAUAAGGAAACUGAAGCUCAGUGAGGUACAAUGAUUUGCCCACACAACUAGAAGUGGUGAGGCCAAGUUUGGAAUCCAGGUUUGUUGGUCUGCCAAGAUCUAUGUUCCAGAGUUUGCGUGUGGUUUUAGAGGAUUUGUGGAUCCCCAGAUUGACCCAGAGGGUUAGAAUCCUCUGCCAGAGCUAGGGAAAGGACUGGGCGGUGGAUCAGAUGUAAGAGGCCUGGACCCCCGUGGUCUUUUCCAGCAGAUUCCAACAAGAGUCAGCUCUCAAAGAUGAGGUCUGAGGGGAAGGAUGAGGGCUCUGCCUCCUUCGCUGAUGUGCAAGAUUUGCCUCCUCCCAGGGCUGGCUAGAGACACAGAGAAUCAGAGAGGCCCUGGCCUGUGGCCUGAGGUCUAGACCCAGAUAAGCUAGGGCCUGAUGUGUGAAGUGGGCAGGUCCCUGCCCCAUCUCUGGAUUUCAGCCCAUCUGUAAAAUGGCCACAGUCUGUGCCCCAGGGGAAGAUGAAAGACAAAUGGGGCAGGGGAGGCACUGGUGAAAGCCAGCUAGGCUCUGAAAUAUUGGUGGCAAGGAGCUGCCAUGCAUGGACACCUGUGCCCCCUGCAUCCCCUCAAUAUGACCUUGGCAGUUUCCUUCUGUCCACCAUGCAGACCUCCAACCCUGCUUUGAGUUACUGUCCACGCAAAACCUUGAGACUCCUGUCCCUUUUGGCCAGCUCCAGCCCCUUCAUCCUUGCUGGGGACAUGCCUAUCCUAUUCACCUGCUGAAUCCUCUCUCUACUUGCUGAGAAAGUUGGGAGCGAAGGGUCCCCUUACAUACACUGUUGCUAGAAUG